UCCGGGGGGAGCGGAUAUAGUGAAUGCAGGGUCCGGGGGGAGCGGAUAUAGUGAAUGCAGGGUCCGGGGGGACCGGAUAUAGUGAAUGCAGGGUCCGGGGGGGAGCGGAUAUAGUGAAUGCAGGGUCCGGGGAGACCGGAUAUAGUGAAUGCAGGGUCCGGGGAGACCAGAUAUAGUGAAUGCAGGGUCCGGGGAGACCAGAUAUAGUGAAUGCAGGGUCCGGGGAGACCAGAUAUAGUGAAUGCAGGAGAUAGUGAAUGCAGGGUCCGGGGAGACCAGAUAUAGGAGACCAGAUAUAGUGAAUGCAGGGUCCGGGGAG
Molecule: messenger RNA, 319 nt
Organism: Staurois parvus
Lineage: Eukaryota; Metazoa; Chordata; Amphibia; Anura; Ranidae
Source: the annotation of a GenBank genome assembly